Molecule: messenger RNA, 639 nt
Organism: Microthlaspi erraticum
Lineage: Eukaryota; Viridiplantae; Streptophyta; Magnoliopsida; Brassicales; Brassicaceae
Source: the annotation of a GenBank genome assembly
AUGUCACACUGCAGACGAAAUACCAAACUAAAUGCGGCUAAACGGAUAGAAGAGCUCCAGAUUGAGUUAGAGUUUGCCUUGGUAAAUCCUAACUCAAACUACAACAACAUCGCUGAGAUACAAAACGAUCUCUCACAGGCAUACAGAGAUGAAGAAACAUAUUGGAAGCAAAAGAGCAGGAACACUUGGUUAGAGGAAGGAGAUCGCAACACAAAGUUUUUUCAAGCAUGCACAAAAUCGAGAUUCUCAAGGAACAGAAUUAUGUCAAUCAAGGACAACAAUGGAAACCUCUACAAAGGCGACAUUGAAGUGGGACAUCGUGCAGAGGAGUUUUUUAAAGGCGUUUACACAUCACAACAACAAACUAGUCAACAUAACAUAUUUGCUGACUUCAUCCCGACAGUGAAUGCAGAGAUGAAUGAACGACUGAUAGGAGAGGUCUCAGAUGCUGAAAUCAAAGAAGCCCUCCUUUCCAUUGGUGCAGAUAGAGCUCCAGGACCAGAUGGACUUACAGCACGUUUUUUCCAGAGUUGCUGGGACACAGUUGGAACUGAUGUCACAAAUGAAUUGGAUUAUGGCAACGGUGACAACGGUGGAAUACUCUGUCCUCUUCAAUGGCAACCCACAAGGACGUAUUAA